GCAUUGGCUGGUGUCAGUGCUGCUUCACACAAUGCUUCUUCCUCAUUAAAACACCGGACAUAUGAGCACAAGGAACUUGACAAAUGCGACCUCCGUCACUCAGUAACAAUACAACUUCCCCUUAAAGGACGUAACUUAUAAAAAGGAGACGUGCUUGUAAUGUUCCGAAUAGUGAUGUUGUAAAAAAAAAAACGUCUGGACGUCGCCACCAAACUUCGAGAAAGCCUCAUUAAUCUGUCAGCAAUACAUUUUAUUAUUUAAUCGGCUAUGGAUCCACCUGAAAGUUCAGUGAACCGCAUUGGUCGCACUAUUUGGACGGUUUGGGGUUAUCUGUCCGGGGCUGUUGCAAGAUAUCUCAGACCGGAAGUCACCGAUGAAGGAAACCAAGGUGUUCGUACCAGAACCGACGAUACUGAUUUGAAAAGUGCAGUAAACAAGAUUAAUAGAGAAGUAACGGAAGAUAAUAGCAACAAUGAAGGGAAGAAAACAAAUCAAAUUGACAGUGCAGAUGUAAAGUGUUCCCCAUCUAACGUCAGAGUGCAAGUGGCUUCUGUACAGUGGGAAAACACUGAUGUGGCCAAGGACGACAAUAAUGAUGAACUUCAUGUUCACGCCACAAAAAAACAAACUUACCAUUGUGUAGUGUGGUCCACUGGGACUGAUACAGACAAUGAAAGACGCAUGGUUGAUGCACAAGUUGACAAAGAAACAGAUUCAUCCGAUGAGGUUCAGGCUGAAAAAGCAUAUGCAAACAAUGAGUGUAAGGAGAGUGCAACUGAACACGAGCUGGAGGAAACUGGAAAGAUUGAACAAAAAUAUGGGGACAAUGAAGAUGAAGAAGAGCGUGAUCAGAAUCAUGAGGUUGAAAAGUGUGCAAAAAAUAGAAAAGAUGAAUGUAAGACAGACGUAAUGGUUCAAUUGGAGCAAGAUGUAGAACGGGGAAAGCAGAUAAACACGGUAGACCACGGAGAGACAGAACAUGCAGAUGAACAGCUUAUUGAAGAAAAGGAGAACAAUUUAGACCAGAAGGAUCAGGACAAAACUGAGAAUGAUGAAGAACAAGAACUUGAAUCACAAGUUCAAGAUCUGCGGCAGAGUGAAGAUCCAGAUAACGCAGACAUUGUGGUCCAAUGUGAUCAAGAUGUAGAACAGGAAAAACAGAUAAACACAGCGGACCAUGAAGAUACAGAAGGCAUUGCAGGUUUUAAACAUGCAGAUGAACAUCUUUUUGAUGAAACUGAGGAACAAAUUGUUGACCAGAAGGAUCAGGAGAAAACUGAGAAUGAUGAAGAACAAGAAACUGAAUCACAAGUGCAAGAAUUGCUACAUUUAACAAAAUAUUCUGAUGAAAUUUCUGACGUCUAUAAAAACGAUGUUGAGGAGAUGAUGUCUGAAACUAGAAGUGAGACUGAGCAGGAUAAGGAGAAUGAAACGGUACAGAACUUGGAAGAAAUUGGGCAGCUUGAACAAAAUGAUGGUGACAGUGAAGAUGAAGAAGAAUGUGAUCAGAAUCCUGAGGAUGAAGAAUGUGCAAUGGAAAGUGAAGAUCUGGAUAACGCAGACGUAAUGGUCCAAUCUGAGCUUCAUGGAGAAGAUGUAAAACAACAAAUGCAGAUAAUCAUGAUGGAUCAUGGAGAGACAGGAGGCUUUGGAGGUUUUAAACAUUCAGAUGAUCAUCAUAUUGAUGAAAAGGAGAAACAAACUGUUGACCAGAUGGACCAGGAGAAAACUGAGAAUGAUGAAGAACAAGGAACUGAAUCACAAGUUCAAGAUCUGCGGAAGAGUGAAGAUCCAGAUAACACAAACAUAGUGGUCCAAUGUGAGCAAGAUGUAGAACAGGAAAAACAGAUAAACAAUGAGUGUAAGGAGAGUGCAACUGCACACGAGCUGGAAGAAACUGGAAAGAUUGAACAAAAAUAUGGGGACAAUGAAGAUGAAGAAGAGCGUGAUCAGAAUCAUGAGGUUGAAAAGUGUGCAAGAAAUAGAAAAGAUGAAUGUAAGACAGACGUAAUGGUUCAAUUGGAGCAAGAUGUAGAACGGGGAAAGCAGAUAAACACGGUAGACCACGGAGAGACAGAACAUGCAGAUGAACAGCUUAUUGAAGAAAAGGAGAACAAUUUAGACCAGAAGGAUCAGGACAAAACUGAGAAUGAUGAAGAACAUGGACUUGAAUCACAAGUUCAAGAUCUUCGGCAGAGUGAAGAUCCAGAUAACACAGACAUUGUUGUCCAAUGUGAGCAAGAUGUAGAACAGGAAAAGCAGAUAAAAGUGGACCAUGAAGAUACAGAAGGCAUUGCAGGUUUUAAACAUGCAGAUGAACAUCUUUUUGAUGAAACUGAGGAACAAAUUGUUGACCAGAAGGAUCAGGAGAAAACUGAGAAUGAUGAAGAACAAGGAACGGAAUCACAAGUGCAAGAUAUGCUUCCACAGCUGGAAUAUUUAACAAAAUAUUCUGAUGAACUUGCUUACAACUCUAAAAACGAUGUUGAGGAGAUGAUGUCUGAAACUAGAAGUGAGACUGAGCAGGAUAAGGAGAAUGAAACGGUACAGAACUUGGAAGAAAUUGGGCAGCUUGAACAAAAUUAUGGUGACAGUGAAGAUGAAGAAGAAUGUGAUCAGAAUCCUGAGGAUGAAGAGUGUGCAAUGGAAAGUGAAGAUCUGGAUGACGCUGACGUAAUGGUCCAAUCUGAGCUUCAUGGAGAAGAUGUAGAACAAGAAAUGCAGAUAAGCAUGAUGGACUAUGCGGAGAAAGAAGGCAUUGGAGGUUUUAAACAUUCAGAUGAUGAUCAUAUUGAUGAAAAGGAGAAACAAACUGUUGACCAGAUGGACCAGGAGAAAACUGAGAAUGAUGAAGAACAAGGAACUGAAUCACAAGUUCAAGAUGUGCUGCCACAGCAGGACUAUUUUCCAGACGAAGCCGAUGGCCUUGCAAAGCCUGAAAGGCUGAAAGUAAUGGAGAAAUAUUCUGAUGAAAUUGAUGAAUUCUCUAAAGAAGGGGUUGAGGAGGUGCUGCUUAAAACUGAGCAUGAUGAAGACACCACAGAAAUUGAACAAGACACGAUUAAAUGUGAAGUAAUGGAGUCAGUAGAAACCCUGCAGACAGUUUCUGAAGAACUAUCUGCAAAGAAAGUACCAAAUGUUGAACUGAAAAUGACCACAUUAGUGGAUGAGUUUUUAGAAACUGUUAAUAAUCCGAAGCUGUCGGAUUCAAAACUGGAUACUUCAGAAAAUACUCCAGAAAUGGGAACUGGGUCAUCUGUGGUGGCCAUGAAACCUGAAGGCAUGAUUUCAGAUCGAAUUGUUUGCGAGUUCCCAGGAGAAUUAAGGAAAGGGCCAGAGACUGAUUUGGGAUGUUUUGAGGAGGUCCAAACUACUCUACAUGAUCUCCAAACUCUUACAGAGGAGCAAGCAGAAAGGGAAGCUGUGGUCGUAUGCUCUGUUGAGCACUUGGAAACCAUGAGAACAUUUGAGACAAAAAAAGACAUUGAAACCUUAAUUGAAUCCUUAGGUUCAACAGAAAGUCAUGCACAUCAAGAAACAGACAAAACCACAUUCUCACACAAAGAACAUGUUGAACUAAGAACUGAACUGACUGAAGAAACAAUUGAUACAAAGAUCAGUUCAGAAGUUGAGGAAGCAGAACCCACAAUGAAAGAAGAUCAAUCAUCAGUGAUCAGAAAUGUCUUUUUACAGUCACAUGAGCUUCUUGAGUUCAAAGGUGAAUGCAAAUCAUCUUUUGGAACAAUGGACACAUUCAAUGAAUCAAGUGUGUCUGAAAUCGCUGGAACCGCAGAGAUUAAACAUCUCGCAGAGGAGCAAACAGAUGUGAAACCUGUAUUAACACGGUCUUUGAGUCCAGCAGAGUUUCUGGAGGAAACUGUUCAUCUGAAAGGAGUAUCAGAGCGAUGCACAGAAGAGCAGGAGAUCCUGGAGGCCGCUUUAGAGUAUGUAGAAGGAAUAACAAAUCAAGUCUUGAAGGAUAUGUUAGAAAGACAAGUGAACGUAGUACAAGAAACAGAACCUUUGGCAAGACCUUCAACAGAAGAACAUGGUGAUGCAGAAAAUAAAGGACCUGCACAAUGUGUAUCAGCUGAUGCCUUUGUCCUGGAAGAAGAAGGGAAGUCAUUGGGUGAGACGAUUGAGACUAAAGAGGAAAUGGAGGUGGAAACCACAAGUAAUGAAGUUCUUAAACAAGCAGAGUGUGAAACCACUGAAACUGAUGGACGUCGUGAUCAGACACAGAAGGUCAUUGCUGGAGAAACAGUGUUGAGAAGUCAUGAAGACGUAAUGGAAGUCAGCAGACCUGGGAUGAAAAGAGGAUUUGAUCAAGUGAGCAAAGACCUUGCAGAGGUGAAGGCAAAAGGAAAAUUUGAUUUGUAUCUACAGGCAUUUGAGGAAUCAUCUUUGGACUUUACCAUUCAGAAGGCUCGAAUUGCUGUGAAGAAUCCCCUAGUUCGGCCUCCCAAAGACCCCAGAAGUCUCCUCUUCAAGGUCUCGGUCGAACCUCUCGUCUCACAGCGGUCACCACGUGGUCAGAAGAUCGAAGUCUCUGUUCCAAGUAAAGGGGUGACUGGAUUUAAACUUCCAGGACUGGGUGCAGGGCUGCCAGUACUGAGAAAAACUGAGUUUGGGAAGAAAGCAAGAGAAGGAGGAGCAGCAGAGAGAACACUACAAACACAGCAAGAGCCAGUUGCAGUAACAGAGGAUUCUGUCAAACAAGAGCAAGUGCCAGCUAAACCCAAAUGGACACCACCAAGGCAUCCUGGUAUGGGGAGUCCCUUCAUGAUGGCAGAACUCAAAAACAAACUCAAAAAGCCUGUUCAGGAGUAAUAUAUUUCAUUUCAUCAUCAUUUUUAGAUGCAUUCUUCACCUGUUUUAUUUGUCUUAUUUAAGCACUAUGUAGCCUGGCAGAUAUUAUGGAAAGUUAUUCUACUGUUAUUAUUGCUGCCACACAACAUUUUAUUUUACUUUCGCUAUUUUGUUUGCUUCUAUCUAAGAAUCCAAGCUGCGAACAACAUUUCUAAUGCACUUUUCUUAAGACUGAGUAUUUAUUUAUAUUUGAAAAAAAAAAUGAGGAAAAUUAUUACAUGCUAUAUAUAAAAAAAAAUUGCACUUUUUUGCAGCACUUAAACUUUCUGACUGUAGUUCAAACUGUCAUAGCCAUUGUUUAUCACUAGGAGGCAGCAGAGAAACACAGCUGGUCACGUAUGUCUUUUAGCCACUAGAGGGCAGAGGAGAGUCACUGGCUGUCAUACCACAUUUAGUUCUAUUUUAUCACUAUUAGUUAUUGUUAUAUUGUAUGUUUCUUUUUCUUGUCAUUACUUUCUAUGUGUAUAAUUAUUUUGCAAUAUUGGAUGUAAACAUGUAUGGAUGUAAACAUCAUGGCAAUAAAGUACUUUGAAUUGAAUAUAUCACUUCG
Messenger RNA from Carassius auratus (goldfish), 5419 nucleotides. Its product is annotated as WEB family protein At4g27595, chloroplastic. The transcript is spliced from 6 exons. The record is from RefSeq and is a predicted model, not a curated record. NCBI's taxonomy places the organism in Eukaryota, Metazoa, Chordata, Actinopteri, Cypriniformes, Cyprinidae. Bases 268 to 4830 code for a protein of 1520 amino acids.